Molecule: messenger RNA, 1029 nt
Organism: Nilaparvata lugens (brown planthopper)
Lineage: Eukaryota; Metazoa; Arthropoda; Insecta; Hemiptera; Delphacidae
Product: gamma-soluble NSF attachment protein
Exons: 8
Coding region: 76-1014 (312 amino acids)
Biological process (GO): intracellular protein transport
Cellular component (GO): SNARE complex; vacuolar membrane
Molecular function (GO): syntaxin binding; soluble NSF attachment protein activity
Source: RefSeq, a predicted model, not a curated record
CUAGUUAAAUGGACAGAACAAAUUUUAGCGUGGGUGAUUAUUAAUAAAUUGUGUCCAGGAUUUGCAAUUGUCACCAUGUCCGAAAAUAAGAAGAUUGAAGAAGGUCUAGAAUAUAUUCGAGCUGCAGAGAAAAGCUUGAAAACUUCAUUUCUGAAAUGGAGACCUGACUAUGAAAUGGCUGCUGAUGAAUAUUCCAAAGCAGCCACUUGUUUCAAGAAUGCGAAAUCAUUUGAACAAUGCAAGGAAUGCCUGAUGAAGGCAGCUGAGUGCCAUAAACAGAAUAGAUCAUUGUUCCAUGCUGCUAAGUCAUUAGAGCAAGCGGUGCUGGUGUGCAAGGAGCUAGGCGAUGUGCGAGAGGUGGCCAACCUGGCCGAACGCAGCUGUAACCUGUACCAGCAGCAUGGUUCGCCCGACUCGGGCUCGGCUGCACUCGACAAGGCCGCCAAGAUACUCGAGGCAAACCACCCCGAAGAUGCGCUAAGGCUCUACCAGCGCGCCGCCGAAGUCUCAGUUAUUGAGGACAGUGCAAGGCAGGCUGCAGAAUACGUCAGUAAAACUGCACGCAUUCUGGUGCGAUUGGGAAUGUACGACAAGGCAGCGGAUGCGAUCAAGCGUGAGAUCGGCUUCCACCAGCAGUCGGAGCACCUGCCGGCGAUUGGCCGUCUGGCCGUGGCUCUGGUGCUGGUGCAGCUGGCCCGAGGCGACACUGUGGCCGCCGAGAAGGCGUUCAAGGAGUGGGGCAACUGCUGCGAUGCGCCCGAGGUGCAAACGCUGGAAAUGCUGCUGUCGGCUUACGACGAGGAGGACCCGGACGCGGCUCGGUCGGCGCUGAACAGUCCGUUCAUCAAGCACAUGGACGUGGAGUACUCGCGCCUGGCACGUGACCUGCCUCUGCCGCCUGGCAACUCCAGUCAGCCCAAGGGCCAGGUGCGCCAGAACGCCGCGCCCUCUUAUGUCUCUACCCGAUCACAGGUAUUUCCAUACUCUUAUAUAGGGUUCGUCACGGGAAACUGAUGUUUUUCAAAUGGA